Cladocopium goreaui is the source of this 888-nucleotide messenger RNA. Lineage: Eukaryota; Dinophyceae; Suessiales; Symbiodiniaceae. The record is from the annotation of a GenBank genome assembly.
AUGCCUACACCUACUCUGCCUGAUGUAGCUGCAUUCGAAUUCACAGAUGUGCCAUUUCAAUGCCACUGGUGGGCGGGGCAUGUAGAUGGAAGGCUACUACACGAUUGCCCUUUGCUCAAACUAGCUGGAGUUGGGUUGCAGACAUGGAGCCUCGACAUUCUCCACGGCUGGCAUCUAGGCCCUCUACAGUUACUUGUUAGCUUAGCUCUGAAUUAUUGUCUUGACUCCAAUUUGUGGGCACCGCAAACUGAUGGUCUGGAUGCUAAAGACAAACGCCACCUGUCACUUCUCGCUAUCAAAGCAGAACUGUUCCAAUUCUACAAAGAGAAGCGGAAGGAUCCAGAUUGGGUCUGGAACCUGACUUUGACUAUGCUUGGCACCUACGACAAUCCGAGCCUGCAUGCGAAAGCUGCUGAAUCGCAUGGUCUCGCAAAGUUUGUUUGCCACCUGCUUGAGACGCACAUGGAUACUUUCACAUCCCGGAUGCCAGAAAACAUGGCAAGGAAGGGGAAAUAUCUUUUUGAGGCUGCAAAAGCAGCAAACAAACUGGAUACAGUGUUUAGUGCUGAAUCUAGAACGUUUUCAAGAAAACAAGUGCAGGAAGCAUUGGGGACAUACCUUAGGUUUUUGCGGUUCUACAGCAAAGCUGAUGGACCCACUACCCCAAAGUGUCACUUUAUGAUUCACCUUAUUCAGCGUGCGCUUUUCAAAGGAAACCCACGCAAAUACAGCACGUACAGGGAUGAAUCCUUCAAUGGAUUAAUAGCCAAGAUUGCAAGGGCAUGCCACAGGAGGACUUGGGCAAAUGUGAUUCACUGGAAACGCCAGGGUUUGCACAAGAAGCACCGCGAUCUGGCUACCGCCAAGAUGUUUCAAAAAAGUCGCUGA